This is a messenger RNA of Betta splendens (Siamese fighting fish), 771 nucleotides long. RefSeq names its product androgen-dependent TFPI-regulating protein. Lineage: Eukaryota; Metazoa; Chordata; Actinopteri; Anabantiformes; Osphronemidae. Bases 85 to 771 code for a protein of 228 amino acids. Gene Ontology annotation, cellular component: membrane; endomembrane system. The transcript is spliced from 5 exons. The record is from RefSeq and is a predicted model, not a curated record.
UGAUCUUCAAGAAGGUUCACCGCCUCAGUUCCCUCAUGCAAAGGGAGCCUCGCAUGCUGCAGAGUCACUGUUCCACUCAGCUGAAUGGCUCCGGUGCUGAGGAGCGUGUACCACAUCACGGCCUUCAGCGGCUACGCCUUUGUUGUUAGGAGUCUUGCUGCUAAGGGGGGAGAGGAGCUACCACCCGGCAUCUUUGUUUAUGGAGGACCAUGGAAGUACCUCACCUUUUUGAAUCUGUUGCUGCAGAUGUCGUUUUUCGGACUGGCUGCAGUAAAUGACCUACAGCCUGGAAGCAAGUCUCAAAGUGCUGUAAACAGAUGGAAAGACUUCCUCUUUGCUGUUUUUGCCUUCCCUGUUGGCACGUUUGUUGUUCUGUUCUUCUGGACCGUCUUCGCCUACGACAGGGAACUGGUCUACCCAGCUACUAUUGAUUCCUUCUUCCCUCCUUGGAUGAAUCAUUCUAUGCAUACGGUUGUGCUACCUGUUCUACUGGGAGAGGUGCUGGUGCAGCCUCAUGUCUAUCCCCAGACCAAACAGGCACUGGCCGUGCUGGGAACCGUGGGCUCGGCUUACUUAUCCUGGAUUAUAUGGGUAUACCUGUCAGUUGGAAUCUGGGUGUAUCCGCUCCUUGGGCACCUCAGCACCUCCAGCCUGGUGGGCUUUUUCAUUUUAAACAUGUCCGUGGUGUCGUUACUCUACCUACUAGGGGACAGGCUCAACAGCCAUGUGUGGGGUAAGCGAACUAACACACAUCUGGAGACAAACAAAUGA